Strongyloides ratti is the source of this 213-nucleotide messenger RNA. RefSeq lists its product as hypothetical. Lineage: Eukaryota; Metazoa; Nematoda; Chromadorea; Rhabditida; Strongyloididae. Bases 1 to 213 code for a protein of 70 amino acids. The transcript has a single exon. The record is from RefSeq and is a predicted model, not a curated record.
AUGAAUUUUAAUUUUGGAUAUAUUAUAUUUAUUUUAUUCCUAAUUAUACCUACUGAAUCUUUCUUUUUUGGUGGUGGUGGUGGUGGUGGAGGAUGCUGCUGUCAACAACAAUCCUGUGGAUGUUGUCAACCAGUUCAAAGCUGUUGUUGCCAAGCAUCACAACCACCUCCUCCACCUCCUGUUGCAAGUUGUGGAUCAAGUUGUGGAUGUUAG